GGCCUCCAUAAGUCACCAGCAAUUCCCACUCAGACGACCUCUUGUCACCCUCACUACGGUGCUCCUCCCCGCCACAUCUCCAAACAGGCGUCACCAUUGCUAGGGAUGGAUUGCAAAUUGCCCUCGGACUUUUGGGGCUUUUAAACAAUCAGACCGAGCAGAUUAACCAUUCUGAUACCAUUCCAAUGGCCAUCGACUUUGAGAACGCCAGCGCCACCAAGGACAACACAGAUUUGCCCAACUUCCAGGUCGGCCUGGAGAUUUUAGAUCUUGGCCGAGUUCAAUCCUGUCCGCUCGAAGAGAUGAUAACGACACACAACUUUGCUUCGGGCUCACCAGCAUACUGUAACCAAGCAGCGAAAAGGUUUCUCUUUGGGAAGACAAACACGGUUCAGAAGAAGGACAUGAUUACACAGAUAGAGUCAUACAUUCCAAAAGGUCGGGACAUUACCCUCGUGGGGCAUGAUAUUAGACAUGAUUUAAUGGCCUUGGACAACUUGGAAUGGACUUUCAAGAAAUCCGUAGUAGCCGCACUCGACACAUAAUACAGGAUGUCUGGUCAAGUUCUCCCUUAUUUCGCUCUUAGACUGGUAGGGCUUCUCCGUGAGCUCGGCUGUUCACCCACUGGGUUACACUGUGCUGGAAACGAUGCAUACUUCGCCCUCCGGGUUCUGCUGUACCUGGUAGCUAGAGGCUGUUCUGACAGGGUGGCAGAUUGUCAGAAUCUGGCUCCCUUACAGAGCAUCGCGAAUAGUCCUAUACAAC
This is a messenger RNA of Durotheca rogersii, 765 nucleotides long. RefSeq lists its product as uncharacterized. Lineage: Eukaryota; Fungi; Ascomycota; Sordariomycetes; Xylariales; Xylariaceae. The record is from RefSeq and is a predicted model, not a curated record. The transcript has a single exon. The coding region runs from base 186 to 545 and encodes 119 amino acids.